This is a messenger RNA of Camelina sativa (false flax), 1466 nucleotides long. RefSeq names its product CASP-like protein 4A2. The record is from RefSeq and is a predicted model, not a curated record. NCBI's taxonomy places the organism in Eukaryota, Viridiplantae, Streptophyta, Magnoliopsida, Brassicales, Brassicaceae.
AAAACAUCUUAUGAUUACGUCAUAAACUAACGCGGUACAAAAUCAUUGGUUGAUAACACCUAGGUGCACAAGAACAUGCGUCACACUGGAUCAUUCAAUAUGCGUUAUAAGCUGACGUGUCGUAACAUCAAUGGUUACAAAAUAUCUAGGUGCAGGUACAAAUAGACAUGCGUCACACUGGAUUAUUCUCGGGUUUUAAUUCUCCACGAAGAAAUCUAAAAAGUGAGUCUCUCUUCUCUUCUCUCUUCUAUUGCCGGGAAAAACAAAAGAAAUUAAAGUUUCUUUUUCCUCCUCUUCCCUUCACUUUCUCUCUCACACUAACCAUAACAAACACACAAAAGCUCUCUGCAAUCAAAAAAAAAAAAAAUUCAAAUUCCGAGAUCGGAGAACUAACCGAAUCGAACCGAUGAAGAUGAAGCGAACCGUGUCAUCGAACUCAGAAGCGUAUAGUUACAACGAGUCACCACACUCUCCUCUUAGAUUUCAUUCUCCGUUAUCAGAUGCCGGAGAUUUACCGGAAAGCCGUUACGUUUCUCCUGAAGGAUCUCCGUUCAAAAUCGAGAAUCCUCCUAAGUCGGCGGCGGCGACGGUAUCCGACGGUAACAAGUUCAAUCAAUUCUCGCCUCUUCCUUCUCCGAUUCCACCACCACCUCCUCCUCAGUAUCCGCCGCCGCGACGACAACAACAACAUCAGAGGAAUACGAGAGCGCCGAUUAAUUCUUCUUCGGAUAAGUCUCCUUCGUCUAUGGUAGUGUUUAAUCGCUGGGUUAGAGAAGAUAAUGGUACUACACAGACUACAACUAGGAAGGUUGACGGCGGAGAAUUGGGAACGACGACGGCGACGACGGUGAACAGAGCAAGAAGAGACGAGUUAGUUAGUGUGACGGCGCUAGGGUUUAGAAUUACCGAAGUGAUUUUGUGUGUGAUUUCGUUUUCGAUCAUGGCCGCUGAUAAAACUCAAGGUUGGAGCGGCGAUUCUUAUGAUCGCUACAAAGAGUACAGGUAUUGUUUGGCUGUGAACGUUAUAGGAUUCGUUUACUCUGCGUUUGAAGCUUGUGACGCUGCUUGCUACAUCGCCAAAGAGAGUUAUAUGAUAAACUGUGGAUUCCACGACUUGUUUGUUUUCUCCAUGGAUCAACUUGUUGCAUAUCUUCUAAUGUCGGCGUCUUCAUGUGCUGCGACUCGAGUUGAUGAUUGGGUUUCUAAUUGGGGCAAAGACGAGUUUACUCAGAUGGCAACCGCUUCCAUCGCUGUUUCCUUCUUAGCUUUUGGAGCGUUUGCCGUCAGCGCUUUGAUUUCUUCUUACAGGCUCUUCAAUCACGCUUCCUCCUAGUUGUGCCUGGAACCAAAUGUUACUCUAUAUCAUCUAUGUACAGUCUCUCUUAUAGCUUAGAAUGGUAAUGUGUGAUACAAGAUUACAAGUUUUAAUAUAUAUGAAAAUAAAGGCAAGCGAAGCAAUCAUCGAA